This is a messenger RNA of Closterium sp. Yama58-4, 3666 nucleotides long. Lineage: Eukaryota; Viridiplantae; Streptophyta; Zygnematophyceae; Desmidiales; Closteriaceae. The record is from the annotation of a GenBank genome assembly.
AUGGAAUUGACAGACGACUUGGUUUCGCGCGUAGGGCAGCGCCUGCAGCACCUGCAGGCGCUCGCCGCCGCGCGGGCGCCGCCCAAGUCCCCCGCAGUUGCGCCCAACUCCCCCGCAGUUGCGCCCAGAUCCCCCGCUGUAGCUGCGCUUGACGGUCAAGGGGGAAGUGUGUUGGGUUCCCCCGCCCCACAGGUGGGGGAGGCGCAAAGAGCAGACCAAGGGGAACAGGCGGAACAGGACCGUAGCGGGUUGGGCGCAGAUGGCGCAGGGGAUAACGCUGGAGACACGGGACAUGUAUCGCAAACGGGGCAUGCUAUAGCGGACACUGGGCGGAAGGACCAUGAGGGGCCGGAUGGUGGGGGGGAAGCGGGGAAACCCGGCGAAGGGGCGAAUGACGCGCGUGGCGGAGAUAAGGAGGCAGGCGGAGCGGAACAGACAGGGCAAGAGGGCGGGGAGGGAACGGCGUUUCCGGCCGGGGGAGACGCGAAUGGGGGCCUUGUCAAAGAAGCAGGGGAAGCCCCGCGCAGGCUGCGGCGGUUGCCAGCCGGCGGAGAAGCGACAGCGGGGCGCGGAGCCGACUCGUUCGCAGAAGAGAGACCGGGGAACGAGGGGCUGGGGGGGGAAGGGUCGGACGGGAUGGGCGGAGACGGCGGGGACGGCGGAGAGGACGAGGAUUCGGAAGAGGGCGUGGAGAAAGAGGCGAGCCGCAUGCUGUCGUCGCAGUACCGCGGGGUGGUGCCGCAGCCCAACGGGCGGUGGGGCGCGCAGAUCUACGAGAAGCACAGCCGCGUGUGGCUCGGCACGUUCAACGGCGAGGAGGACGCGGCGCGCGCGUACGACCGCGCCGCGCUCAAGUUCCGCGGGAGAGACGCGAUGACGAACUUUCGGCCCAUGCCCGAGUCGCACCCUGAGAUCUGCUUCAUCAUGUCGCAGCCCAAAGAGAAGCUGGUGGACAUGCUGCGCAAGCACACGUUCGACGAGGAGCUCGCCAACGCGAACCUCGCGGAAGCCGCCACGUCUCCGCCUGCGCAGCCCAACGCGCAUGCGCUUGCGCUCCCCGCGCCGUCCGCGCAGCACGGGCAGGGGCAGGGCGCGCUGAUGCUGCCGGCGCAGGGGCAGGCGCAUCCCCACGACCCCCCUUACCCAGGGCAUUCCCCGCUCUCGCUUCCGCCAUCCGCGCAUCUCCACCCCGCCUCCUCCGCCUUCCCCGCCGGUUCCUCCCCCUCUGCGCCGCUCGGCCCAGGUCGCCCCGCGCAGGACGGCGCGGGGACGCCCCUCCGCAUCGUUGGGAGCGCGGGCGCUCCCGCAGGCGCGGGGAUGGGCGGCGGGCGGGAGCUGGGGUUCCCCGCUGCUGACGCGGCGCAGUCAGGCGGAGGGGGUUUCCACGGGGGAGGGGGAGGGGCAGGGGGAGGAGCGGGACCAGGCGGGUACGGCGGAGGGGGCUCCCAGGUGAUGGGGACAGCCGGCGGAGGCGCAACGGGGGGAGGCAUGGGCGGGGCGAUGGGCGGAGGCGGCGGGGGCGGGGGGGGAGUGAGCAUGGCGGGGAAGGAGCAUCUGUUUGAGAAGGCGGUGACGCCGAGUGACGUGGGGAAGCUGAACCGACUGGUCAUCCCCAAGCAGCACGCCGAGCGCUGCUUCCCGCUCGACCCCAACCUGCCCACGCCCGCCAUGACGCUCUCCUUCGAGGACGAAGCUGGCAAACACUGGCGCUUCCGGUACUCGUAUUGGAACAGCAGUCAGAGCUACGUGUUGACCAAGGGGUGGAGCCGCUUCGUGAAGGAGAAGCUAUUGGUCCCGGGGGACAUAGUCUACUUCCACAGGGGCACCGCGGGGGACCUCUUCAUAGGCUUCCGCCGCCGCCCCGCGCAGGGCUUCGCGCCCUCCGCCGCCGCCUCCAGCGGGGGCGCGGGGAACGCGCUGGGUUCCGCGGAUGGUGCGCAAGACGAUCCCAUGGGGCUGCAGGGGAGGUCUUGGCGGAGGCCCUCCCCGCCCCGCCAGGCGGGCGGGGCGUAUGGGGGGUUUGCGGGGGUGAGCGAGAUAGUCCCUGGGGUGGUGAAGGGGUCGGUGCAGGAGCAGCUGGUGAAUGCCGCAGUGGCCAAGGGGUUGGCUGCGGGGCUGUCGAGGGAUCAGAUAGUGUCGUCCAUUGCUGCCCUGCUCGCGCAGCAGCAGGCCAUGCGCAACUCCUCCUCCGCUACAGACAAAGCUGGUGAUGCGCACGGCGCGGCGGCGCCGCAUGGGGACGCCGGCGCGGGCGGCGUGGGGGGGAUGGGCGCGCCGUCGCUGCUAGUAGCGCCUGGGGCAGGCGGGGCAGGAGCGCCAAUGGGAGCAGGGGGGGGAAUGGGGGGGAUGGGGGGAGUGAACUCAGACGGUCACGGGCAAGAGGGGGCAUGGGAGCAGGGCGGUCCCCCCCAGCCUCCCCCCUCCCUGCACCCGCCCCUCUUCCACAUGCCGCAGGCGCUACCUCCCCUGGGUGGCACCCGGCCAGGGGGGUACGGAGGGGCGGGGGGGCUGGCGGGGAGGAAGCGGGCAGCGCCAGAGGACUCAGCAGAGCCGUCAGGGAGUCGGGGGGACGUGGGGGACGGGGGCGCGGACGAUGGCGCGUCCAUGGCGUCUGGCAUGGGCGGGGGGAAGCGCAUGGCGUCCCUUGCUGCUGCUGGCAGCGCGGCUGCUGGCGGGGGUGGCGGGGGGAGUUUCGGGGGAGGUGGUGGAGGGUUAGGUGGGUUGAUGGGUGCGCGAAUGAGUGGGCUUGGGGAUGCGGGUAGAGAGGCCUCUGGCGGCUCUCCGUUUUACCAGCACCAGCAGCAGAACCAGCAGAACCAACAGAUGCCUCAGAUGCAGCAGCAGCAGUCACGGGGAGGGUUCAUGGGAGCAGCAGGUGGUGUGGCAGGUGGAGCAGCAGCAGGCGGUGCAGGGACAGCAGGAGGCGGCGCUGGUGGUGGCGGUGGUGGUUUGGGGGGACGAGGGGGCUCCCCCCCGUCCAGCCUGGGCCCUGAGCGCUCAGGCAACUCCUCCCCCGGUGCUGCAGGCGCGGGCAUGAUGGGGGGCGCGGGGGAUGGCGCAGGGGGAGGCGGAGGGGGAUUGGCGGGGCUGUCAGGUUCGGCAGACGCAGCAGGCAUGGCGGAUAACACAGGGGGAGCGGGCGCACGGGGUGGGGCGGCCGGGGGAGGGGGAGCCGGAAGAACCGGAGGGGCGGGAGAGGAGAGCUUGAGAGUGAAGUGCUUUGUGGAGGGGUCACCGUUCGGUGUGUCGGUGGAUCUGAGCCGGUUCCAGUCGACGCAGGAGCUGAGGGAGGCGCUGCUGUCCGUGACAGAGGGGUCAUCUGUGGUGUACCAGGACCACCCCUUCUUUAGCCUCGUCGCCAUGUCGGAGCUCGAGAUUAGAUUCAAGAAGGCCGCGUACUUGAUCCGCAAUGGCCCGCCGAAUCCCAAGGCGACCACCGACGAGAAGCUCAAGUACUACUCCUAUUUCAAGCAGGCCACCGAGGGCGACGUGAAAGGAUCCCAGCCGCUGUUCAUUCAAUUCGAGGCGCGGCAGAAGUGGGACGCGUGGAACGCGAUCAAGGGCAUGUCGGCGGAGGAGGCGAUGCAGAAGUACAUCGACCUGCUCGCCGCUGACGACCCCAACUGGGAGUCGCACCCCGUGCUCGCUGACUUCAAGCCCGAGUGA